AUGCUAUAUUGGUUGCAGACAACCUUUUGUUCAAUUCAAUUUUUAGAUUUUGAUUUAUUGGUAGAUUUAGAGAAUGCAUCAGAUUACACAAAAAUAUUUGAGAUUAAAGAAUUUUGUGAAGAUAAAGAUACACAAAGAAAGAUGCGAGAACGGAUCUACACAGAAGAUAAAAAUUUAUAUGAACCUCUAUCCAUUUUUAAUAUUUUAAAUGAAUCGGCAUGUUUUAUCGACGGAAGUUAUGAUAAAGCACGCAAGAAUUUAGAAUGCGAUUUUAGUAACUAUUUAUCUUCAAUAACUUCAGAAAGAGAUUGUAUGCCACAUAGUUCCAUAGAUAAUACAUCUGGUACUACGAAAUGUGAAAAACAAAAUUUUACGAUGGAACAUUCUGUUUAUGACACUACUAAUUUUAAAGAUUACAAAAAUAGUCAAAAUGAUAUAGUGGAUUACUCCCACAUAAAUACAUCUUGCGACAAUAAUACUAAUUUAUUUUCUUGUACAACUCAAAAUGAUUUACCGCAAGGACAAUGUGCCAAUUUAGAAAAUAAUGCCUUUUUAAAGACAAGUGAUUGUGUUUUUUCAGUAAAUCACACUUAUUAUAUAAAUGGACCAGAUAGAGCUUCUAUAUAUACAUCGUCAAGUGUUAAUAGUUCAUUGAUAGAUAUAAACACCGAAUCUAGGACUAUGUUUAAUAAUGCUUACAAGAAUGCUAACAACGCUAAAAAGCAAGAAAAAAAAUCAAAUGUAAACAUUAUAUCUAAUAUUCGAGUAGAUAACGUUAAAAAUGCUUUAGAACUUAAAAGAAAAAGAAGUAAUAAUAAAUUAUUGCUUUUUUAUCAUUUUACAGCUAAUGAGCGAGAACUUUAUAAUUUAUAUAAAUCCGAUGAAUAUCUUUUUAGAAAAUUUUGUAAACCAAUCAUUAAAAAAAAAAUACCAGAAUUUAGGGAAAAACUAAAAAAAACCAAUUUACCUAGUGACUUUAAGCACAAAGUAAUUCUUGCCUUAACCAGCCUUUCAAAUUUUUUAGAUACUAUAUGUGCAAUUUAUAUAAGGACAAAACAAAAAUCAAUCCAGGAUUUUAUAGCAUUACUGGAUCUAGCAUAUGAUAAAUUUAGUUUUUAUGAUGACAUUUUACAAAAAAUAUCAAUUUAUUAUUUACAUUUUGACGUUUUACAAGUGAUUAACAAUGGCUUUUUUCGUCAUGACAAUUGUAACUUUUGUAAAGUUCUAAAGUUAUCUAAUAAUGUCAAAAGAAGACUUGUUUUUUUUUAUAGAAGAUUGAUUAAAUUGAGAGAUGCUUUUAAAAAAAGAAAGAUUAAUAAUUAA
Vairimorpha ceranae is the source of this 1323-nucleotide messenger RNA. RefSeq lists its product as hypothetical. Lineage: Eukaryota; Fungi; Microsporidia; Nosematidae. The transcript has a single exon. The record is from RefSeq and is a predicted model, not a curated record. The coding region runs from base 1 to 1323 and encodes 440 amino acids.